CGCUGAGCACACUUAGUACAUGACAGCUACUGCUGACCGACUGGGUGACUUAGUAGCAGUGCAUCUCAGAAUUGUAUCAACUGCAUGUACAUGUUCAAUCUUAACGAUAAAAAGGCCGUUCAAGAAAAACUGUGCUUAAACCGAAAGGAUGUUGGUCACCACAAGAUAAUGAAGCGUUGGACUGUAGUGAUCUGUGCGGUCGUUGCAGUAUUAUGCUGGCACCCUGUUGGUCAUGUGUGCUGCUAUGAGCAGAGGCUGGCUCCCCUCCAGGCCCAGGGCCAGCCUACACAGGACACCAGGCAGCUGCCGGACCCCUUGGACCAGGCAGACACAGGACAGACGGAUGAGUUGCCCACCGCCCAGGAGACGGGCAGUCCGUCUGAACCCAGCAUCCUGACAGAAGGCAGCCAGGUGGAGGAGGAGGAGGAGGAGGAGCCAUGGUCUCUGGAUCACACAGAGACAGGGAAACUAAAGCAGACCACAGAGAUGAUGGUGAGGGCAGAAGAGCCUGUGCUGGAGUGGGACAGUGUGGCUGACCUCAAGCAGGACCUCAAGCAGGACCUGGAGCCUCCUGUCGCUGAGCCCCAGGGUCACACUGAGCAGCAGGAGCAGCAGCAGCAGCCUCAGCCUUCCACAGCCACCACUGAGCCUGCCACGGCCUUGCCUGCCUCUCCUAGCACCAGCCCGGAUGGCCAAGCGUCUCCCAGCAUUCCUACCUCAUUAGAAUCAGCUGCCGAAAGUGCCACAGAGUCCUUAGUAGCUGACCCCUCCACUCCUCCAGUGUCCAGCACAGACUCUCCCCCAACUGACUGUGAGGCAGUAGAAAGACCCUCUUAUAGCGAUGUGUUGACCGAUCUUCCAGUGCUGCAGAGCACCAGUACCCCAGGAGGAGGGAAGGGGACUAGCACCGAGGUGGAUGCCUCUGCAGCACAGGCGGGCCAGGGGAGCAACACGUCCUCCCGCCUGCAGAAAGACAAGAUUGCCAAGGAAGUGGACUCCUCAGCACCAACUAAGGACCCGGAGGACAUCCCCACUUUUGAUGAGUGGAAGAAGAAGAUGAUGGAAGUAGAGAUAGAGAAAAGUCAGACCACACACACAUCCUCUAAUGGGGGACGGGGAACACACGUGGCAAAGAAGGUCCAGAGUAACUUGAACAACUACGCAUCAGUAGAAUGUGGGGCCAAGAUUUUAUCAGCAAACCCUGAAGCCAAGAGCACCUCUGCUAUUCUAAUGGAGAACAUGGACCUGUACAUGCUGAAUCCAUGCAGCAACAAGAUCUGGUUUGUUAUCGAGCUCUGUGAGCCCAUUCAGGUGAAGAAACUUGACAUUGCCAACUUUGAACUCUUCUCCUCCACACCCAAGGACUUCCUGGUGUCCAUCAGUGACAGGUACCCAACAAAUAAGUGGGUCAAGCUGGGUACAUUCCAUGGCCGUGAUGAACGCACAAUCCAGAGCUUUCCGCUGGAUGAACAUCUCUUUGCCAAAUAUGUCAAGAUGUUCACCAAGUACAUAAAGGUGGAGCUGCUCUCUCACUUUGGCUCGGAGCACUUCUGUCCUCUCAGCCUCAUCAGGGUAUUUGGCACCAGCAUGGUGGAGGAGUAUGAGGAGAAUUUGGAUCCUUCAGAGAGAACUGACAUCCCGGAUGAUGAUGAGGAUUACCCUCCUGGGUAUGUGCCAUCAGAGUCCAAAUCGUCCAAUAACAUUAUUGGAUCUGCAAAGGAUGCCAUCCUGAACAUGGUCAACAAUAUCGCAGACAAAGUGCUGGGAGGCCAUCCAGACGGGAGAGAUGGUAAUGGCACUGCAUCAGCUGUGAACGUGUCUGAUUCAGCUCCAGACGCCCAGAUCUCCCCUACUGCAUCCUCCUCACCUCAAAUUGAGGCCACUAAGGUCAGUGAAACAGGCAUGAAAGAGCUUCCCACAACCUCCACACAAGAGACCCCCACAGAAGAGGCCCUCACGCCAGAGGAGACCGCGGCCCUUCAGCCCUCCACUCCGGACGUCUCCUCGCCGGCCCUCUCUGAGGUCAACCAGAUCGUAACCUUGCUGCCCGCAGACGACAGCGACUCGUCAGGAGGUCCCGGCACCGACAGUGGAGACAGUGGCUUGCUGAGGGAGCACACAGACGCACGUCUGCAAGAGAGCUCCAUCUACUGUGAGGAGCAUCCUUCCUCCUCCUCCUCCUCCUCCUCCUCCUCCUCCUCCUCCUGCUGUUUGGGCUCCCUGCAGGAGCACCUCUUGAAGCAGUGCUCGGCAUUGUUGGCCCUGCAGAGGAGGCGCAAGAGGACCACUGAGCCGCUCUCGGACGCCUCCACAUCAUCAUCAUCAUCAUCAUCAUCAUCCUCCUCCUCCGUCUCUUCUGAAGAGCAGAGUGUCUCCCCCAGCUCUGCCAGCCUGCAGGAGGACGCGAAGCCCACUAAAGACCUUUCCUCUUCCCCCACUGAGGAGUCACCCCCUCCUGAGCAGCCUCCGACUGUCCCUGUCGUUCAGCCCGUGGUUGACCCGCUGGAUCUUGCACCCAGUCUGACCCCAUCGCUGUCUGAAGACCUCUCCUCAGACCCACCCUCCCACAAAGCCACCCCCACCAUAGAUCCGAGUGAGUCUUUGGUCUCGGACACGCAGAUAGAGGGCAGCGAAGAGACGGAGGCCGACAGAAGGACCCCUACGCCCUCGUCCACCGCUUCCUCACCCCACUCCGCCGGCACCACCGCUGUCCAGGAGGAUGUCGGCUCCGCAGAGGACACGACCACGGGGCCUGCAGACCAGCCGGGUGCAGAGCCAGAAGGUUCCUCUCCUGACCCCAGUGGUGACGUGUUGGAGCAGGCUGCCUCCCCGCCAGCUCAGCCCUCCACCAGCACAGAGCCACCUUCCCACCCCGAGGACCACCCAGGGGUCCCAGAGGAGCACCCGCCCUCUGCCCCCUCCACAGAGGCCUCGGAUGGGCUGUUUGCCACCGGUGAGCCCAGGCUGGAGGACCUCUUGGAGGAUGGGAUCCUGGACGGGUCGGCCAGCAUGGGCCAGCUUCCUGUCUCGGGCACUCCCUCGUCCUCGCUGGAGAUGCUCUCGGAGAUGGUGAACGCCACAGAAGUGGCCGGCGGGGGCAGUGGCCAGGGGCACGGCUCUGGCCAGAAGGAGUCGGUGUUCAUGCGGCUCAACAACCGCAUCAAAGCCUUGGAGAUGAACAUGUCCCUCAGCGGACGCUACCUGGAGCAGCUUAGCCAGAGGUAUCGCAAGCAGAUGGAAGAGAUGCAGAAGGCUUUCAACAAGACCAUCAUCAAACUCCAGAACACCUCCAAGGUCGCUGAUGAGCAGGACCAGAAGCAGACGGAGUCCAUCCUGACCCUCCAGGGCCAGCUGGAGAACGUCACUGACCUGGUGCUCAACCUGUCCGUCAGAAUCAGCCAGCUGCAGAGAGAGGUGUCAGACAGGCAGAGUUACCUGCUGCUGUGCCUGGUGCUGUGUCUGCUGCUGGGCCUGGUCCUCUUCAUCAACCACUGCCGUCUGGCCUCCACUCCUCCCACCGCCGAGCCCGACCUCACCCACGCCAGCAGCUACACCUACUGCUGCCCCGAGGGGUCUGCGCCUGGCUGUGAUGACCUGGGGCUGAAGAGGAGCGCCUCCUACCCUCUCCUCCAGUCCGCCUUCCAGAUCCCCACCACAGAAGGGCCAGCUGACGCUUACAACGUCGAAACUUCCAGAAAUCCCCUCUUGAAUAAAAAGCAGAAGAAGCGCUGUAAGAUGAAGCAGGCCCAGAAGAGGGUGGAGACGCUGAGUGCCGGCGUGCUCCCCGGCGCCGCCCUGCCGCUGGCUAACGGAGGACCCGCGUGCGGACUCCAGCCUCCCCCCGCCGCCGCCGCCGCCGGCACCGCGCCCCGGGACGCCCAGUCCGAGGGGAGCUCGGAGGGCUCGUCGCACUCGGACGAGCCGUCCUUCUGCGGCGUGGCCGCCUCCUGCCGCCGCCUGUGCGACAGCCUGCCGCCGCCGGGCCGGACGCGGGCCGAGAGGCGCGCCUACAAGCGCCGGCGCUCCAAACCCGCCGUCGCCGGCUCUGCCGUGGUGGAGCUGCUGCAGGCCCCGCGGCGGCGGAGUGACCCCGUGCUCUCGGGGGGCAUCGGCAUGACCUCCCUGCAGGACCUGAUGAAGGGCAAGAAGGAGAUGAGCGCGGGGACCCUGGGGGCCAUGGCCAUCUCCGGGCCGCCUUGACACUGCUCGCCAGGCCCACCAGGGGGCGGUGUGGCACCAGUGCCUGUGCGCUGGGAGCUGGACAGAGGCCUUGUGCUACCCACAGGAAGAGGUGGGGAGCUGACCCCUGCUUAAAGCACUUCAGAUGGGACGCUGCUCAUGCUUCCACUAUCCUACUCCCUUGUAAUUGUAAAAAAAAAAAAAAUGCACCUUACUCACCUGAGUCCAGGUUUAGAUGUUUUAGGGCUAAUAUUGAUGAGGUGUUCGGUUUUUCCUCGCAAAUGCAGGAAAAAGGGACACCAGGUUUGACCUGUCAGUCUAGAGGUAAGUUCAGGUAUAGAAACUGUGAGGGUCAUUUUGCUAGUGUGAAGACUGGCGAAUGUCAUUAGUUGCUGCUCUUUAAUCAGCUGCCAAUGUGACAAAUCACGGAUGCCACAGACAUUUCAUUCAUUCAAAUUGUACGAAGCAGCUAUCAGUUUCCAUUGUAGGUGAACAAUGUAGAAAAGGACAAUCACUUUGGGCUUUCAGUAGUUUACCAGUCAUGCCUUUAACCACAUUCAUAUGGAAGAGUCAAGACAUAGAUUUCCAUAAUAAUGCCCCAAAGGUUUGGUGUAUAAAGACACUGAACCAUAAAAACAUUCUUUGUUUUUUUUCUAUUUAUUUAUUUUUUAAACUCCUGUUUUGCCAGAGGUGAUUUUUCCAGAUAACCUAUUCUUCCAUGGCUUUGUAAUAUUUUUGUGAUGGUCAUUCACUGUAUUAAAUCUGGACACCUGAAUGGUACCCAACUGA
Molecule: messenger RNA, 4968 nt
Organism: Sardina pilchardus (European sardine)
Lineage: Eukaryota; Metazoa; Chordata; Actinopteri; Clupeiformes; Clupeidae
Product: SUN domain-containing ossification factor-like
Exons: 24
Coding region: 85-4200 (1371 amino acids)
Biological process (GO): regulation of bone remodeling; protein folding in endoplasmic reticulum
Cellular component (GO): membrane; cytoplasm
Source: RefSeq, a predicted model, not a curated record